Messenger RNA from Carica papaya (papaya), 3123 nucleotides. The record is from RefSeq and is a predicted model, not a curated record. Lineage: Eukaryota; Viridiplantae; Streptophyta; Magnoliopsida; Brassicales; Caricaceae.
CCCACCUAAUCUGCACCGUCUCGAGGGGUAUUUUCGUCCAAGAUUCACUUGGUGCCGUACAUUCUCUCUCAGACUCCGAUCUCGAGGUUCCCCUUUCUCUCUCCACAAACCCAGCUUUUUCUCUCUCACAAUUCACUCAUCCUCCUUCGAACCGGAUCGAACCGGACCGGAAGGCACACACCGCCUGCCAUGGGAGUCCCUGCGUUUUACAGGUGGCUUGCAGAUCGGUACCCUCGGUCCAUAAUCGACGUCAUAGAAGAGGAGCCGAGGGAGGGCCCGAAUGGCGUCGCGAUACCAAUUGACGUUUCGAGACCUAACCCUAACGGCCUGGAAUUCGAUAACUUGUACCUCGACAUGAACGGGAUUAUCCAUCCCUGUUUUCAUCCCGAGGGCAAGCCUGCACCAGCCACUUAUGAUGAUGUGUUCAAAUCAAUAUUUGAGUAUAUUGACCAUGUCUUCUCAUUGGUUCGCCCGAGGAAGCUUCUUUUCAUGGCCAUAGAUGGGGUUGCACCAAGAGCAAAAAUGAAUCAACAGCGAUCUCGUCGCUUUAGAGCUGCAAAAGAUGCAGCUGCAGCAGAAGCUGAAGAGGAGAGAUUGAGGAAAGAAUUUGAGUCUGAGGGGAGAAACUUGUUCCCUAAAGAAAAGGCUGAGACAUCAGAUUCAAAUGUCAUCACUCCUGGCACCCAAUUUAUGGCUAUGCUAUCAGUAGCACUUCAAUAUUACAUACAAUCUAGGUUGAACCUGAACCGUGGCUGGUGGCCAACAAAGGUUAUUCUUUCUGAUUCAAAUGUUCCUGGUGAGGGAGAACACAAAAUCAUGUCAUAUAUUCGACUACAACGUAAUCUUCCUGGUUAUGAUCCAAACACUCGGCAUUGUUUAUAUGGUCUGGAUGCAGAUUUGAUCAUGCUGUCUUUAGCUACUCAUGAGGUUCACUUCUCAAUAUUAAGAGAGGUGGUCACCCUUCCUGGGCAACAGGAAAAAUGUUUUGCCUGUGGUCAAGUUGGUCAUCUGGCAGCAGAGUGUCGUGGCAAGCCAGGUGAUGAAGCUGAAGAUUGGAAUGUAGUGGACGAUACCCCAAUUUAUAAGAAAAAAUAUCAGUUUCUUCAUAUUUGGGUGUUGCGAGAAUAUUUACUACAUGAUUUGGCGAUCCCUGAUCCUCCAUUUGUGAUAAACUUUGAGAAAAUAGUAGAUGACUUUGUGUUUAUGUGUUUCUUUGUGGGCAACGACUUUCUUCCACAUAUGCCAACUUUGGAAAUUACAGAGGGUGCUAUAAAUUUACUGAUGCAUGUUUAUAGAAGGGAAUUUGCUAGUAUGGGUGGUUAUCUGACUGAUUCGGGUGAGGUGUUGUUGGAUAGAGUAGAACAUUUUAUUCAGUCUGUUUCUGUUAAUGAAGAUCAAAUAUUUCAGAAGAGGACUCGUAUACAGCAGUUUAGCCUAUGCAAAAUCCAGUCUUUUAGGAAGAGGCAUUAUUCUGGGAAAUUAAUUUCCAAUCCAAGUUAAAUGUAUUUUCUUUCUCAGAUUAAAUUGGGGGAACCUGGAUAUAAGGAAAGGUACUAUACUGAGAAAUUUGAUCUAUCAAAUCCAGAGGAAAUUGAUCAAGUUAAAAAUGAUGUGGUGUUGAAAUAUGUGGAAGGUUUAUGUUGGGUUUGCCGCUACUACUACCAGGGUGUAUGCUCAUGGCAAUGGUUUUAUCCUUAUCAUUAUGCUCCUUUUGCUUCGGAUCUUAAAGAUCUCUCUGAUUUAGAAAUAACAUUUUUCUUGGGAGAACCAUUUAAACCCUUUGAUCAGCUAAUGGGAACCCUACCAGCUGCAAGUGCAAAUGCAUUGCCAGAAGAAUACAGAAAAUUGUUGAUUAAUCCAUCCUCGCCUAUCUGUAAAUUUUAUCCUUCUGAUUUUGAAAUCGACAUGAAUGGUAAACGGUUCGCAUGGCAGGGUGUUGCCAAAUUGCCAUUCAUUGAUGAGAAGAAAUUGCUAGCUGAGACAAGAAAGCUUGAAGCCACGUUAACGGAGGAAGAGCAGUUUCGGAAUAGCGUGAUGCUUGAUUUGCUAUAUGUACAUGCCGCUCAUCCUUUGGCACGUCAGAUUAGUGCAUACUAUGAAUUUUUUAAUCUAGUACCCCCAGCUCAAAGAUAUCUUUGGACAAUUGACACAAAUGUUAGUGGUGGAAUGAAUGGAUAUAUUUGGUUAUGUCAGAGGAAUGCACUAAAGAGCAUAGUUAUAUCCCCAAUCAAUGGAUUGCCAAAUAUAGCUCCUAAUCAAGUGUUAAAUGUUACGUAUCUUAAUCCCCCUUAUCACAAGCAUAUACCAGAACCUCCAAGGGGAGUGAUAAUGCCGAAAAAGGUAAAUUUUAAAUGUCCUUGGGAUUUGUUGGUAUUAUCUGUAGGAAAUAUGAAAACAAAUGGCUUUAUCUGAUGCAGUCAUGUGACUGGUACUAUAUCCCAUGCAUUCAUCAUAGUUAUUGAACAUUGCAUUACUGGAGUUCCUCCUUGAAAGCCUUUAAGGCCUCAUUUAGUUACAAAGAGCAGAGUAACAUUGGAUUCAAUAGUGAUCGACAAGAAUUGCCUUAGUCUGUCAAUUUGGAUGGUUUACAUUUUUGAAGUGAGACUAGAGUAUGCUAGUCAUUUAGUCACGCAUUCUUGGAAGAAGUAUGACUGCACUUUUCUUAAGAUGCAUUUUGAAGUUCAAAAUAUGAUACAUCAAUAUUAUUCAUGCGUGCAGACAUUCACAAAAAUCAUGAUCUUGCAUAGUAUGGAUUCUUCCAUUAUUUAUUUGUAUAUGUACCUUAUAUAAUUUUAGGUCUCUAUUAAAGAGAAAGUAUCACAUAGAUUAAUGUAGUUUGGGGAAAACCAAAUUAGAUUAGGUCACUUUGUUAUAAAAAAAUAAGUUUUAAGAAGAGCAUAAGAAAUUAAAGAAAAGAGAGAAUAAGAUAUCCUCCUACAAGAAGGAAAAGGUGAAAAAGAAAAUCAGAGAACAUGGAAUAGAUAAUUGAAUGCUCUUGGUUCCUUUGCAAGCUAGAAAACUGUAUAUCUAAAAAGUACCUGGGCUUUAAUUCAUAUAGAUUCCAAAAACACCACCUUAUCCAAAUAUAAGAGUAAGAAUACUGGGUGCGUUUACGGAAAUUUC